Ostreococcus tauri is the source of this 2316-nucleotide messenger RNA. RefSeq names its product P-loop containing nucleoside triphosphate hydrolase. NCBI's taxonomy places the organism in Eukaryota, Viridiplantae, Chlorophyta, Mamiellophyceae, Mamiellales, Bathycoccaceae. Bases 1 to 2316 code for a protein of 771 amino acids. Gene Ontology annotation, biological process: microtubule-based movement. Gene Ontology annotation, molecular function: microtubule binding; plus-end-directed microtubule motor activity; ATP binding. The record is from RefSeq and is a predicted model, not a curated record. The transcript has 2 exons.
AUGCGCGAACGCGCGGGACGCGUGAGCGUCGUCCUGCGAUGCAGACCGUUAAACGCGCGUGAGCGGGCGGAGAAGGUGCCGGAGGUGAUCGAGGUGGAUGAACACGGGCGCACGGCGAGCGCGCGGCGGGCGGCGCCGACGGCGAGCGAACGCGCGUCGACGAGCGAGCGGGCGAACGCGAGGACGGCGAGCGGGGAGACGAGAGAUUUUGUGUUCGAUGAUGUGUUCGGGCCGACGUCGACGCAGGAGCGGGUGUAUGAUUCGGCGGUGCGGCCGAUGGUUCGGGACGUCCUGGACGGGACGAAUUGCACCGUCUUCGCGUACGGGCAGACGGGAACGGGUAAGACGCACACGAUGAGCGGUGCGCACGACGCGGAGUGCGAUGUUUUGAGCACCGACGCGGGGGUGAUACCUCGAGCGAUGAUGCAGGUGUUCGAACACCUCGAGAGCAAGGAAUUGGAGCACACGGUGAAGGUGACGUACUUGGAGCUGUACAAUGAGGAAAUAACCGACUUGCUCGGCGCGCCGGCGAGUUCACCCGGGCACAAGCACGUGCACGCUCUGAUGGAGGACGGUAAGGGCGGGGUCGCGGUGAAGGGUUUAGAAGAGGUCUACGUUAGCUCCACCGAGGACGUGUUCGCGGUGCUCAAUCGAGGAAACGCGAGACGAAGGACGGAGGAGACGCUCCUGAACAAACACUCGAGCCGCUCGCACAGCGUCUUCAGCGUCACGGUGCACAUCAAGGACGUGUCGCCGGACGGGGAGGAAUUCGUGCGCUGUGGGAAGCUGAAUUUGGUGGACUUAGCUGGGAGUGAGAAUAUUUCGCGAUCUGGGGCGACGCACAUGCGAGCGAAAGAGGCUGGAGAGAUAAACAAGUCUCUCGUGGCGCUCGGGCGCGUCAUCACGGCUUUGGUUGAUAAAUCUGCGCACGUGCCGUAUCGCGAUAGUAAGCUCACAAGAUUACUCCGCGAUGCCCUUGGUGGUAGGUGCCGGACGUGUAUCAUCGCCACCGUUUCGCCGGCGUCGCACUCGAUCGAAGAGACGCUCAGUACGCUCGAGUACGCGCACAGAGCCAAGAAUAUUAAAAACAAGCCGCCCACAAACGGGAAAGUUCCAAAGAGCGUCUUCCUGAAGGAUUUGCAGGAUUGCAUCGAACGAUUACAAGACGACUUGCUGGCGACUCGGGAGAAGAACGGGGUUUUCUUAUCCAAGAGCAACUACGACGCCGAGCAGAGCGAACACGCCACGGCCAGAAGGCGCGCGGAGGAGCUCGAGAAUGCGCUCGCAUCCAUGCAAGCCGAACACGACAAGGUCACUCGUAUGUUCGAUAAAACGAAGAAGAAUUUCUUGCAGUUGAAAGAACAGCACGCGGGUGUUGAAAUUGCGCUCGUUGAAACGAAGGAGUACUUGCGCGAGACGGAGAGCGAGCUCAGCGAUACGAAAAAGGUUGCUGAGGAGAAGGAGUAUUUGCUCGACACGCUCGAGAAGAAGCACGACGCGGCAGCUUUGGUGAUAAGUACCAUGGCGGAAGAUCUGGGCGCUGCGCAGCACGAGGCGGCCGCAUUAUUCGACAAGAUAGCUCGUCAAGAAAGUGUAGCCACGUCAAACACGGAAUCCGUGCUCUCGAUCAAAAAGUCUAUGGGCGAACGUCUGGAGAAGAUGGUGAGCGAUUUGGCGGGUUGGCAAAAGGUGGAGCGCGACACUCGGGCUCACAUGAAACGAGUCAUGGAUGACUAUAUGUCUCGGAAAGAGAAAGAGGUGGAGACACUUAAGGAAGCCGUCAUGACGAUGGCGCACGCGGUGGAGCAGGCGACUCGGCAGGCGAGUGAGCAAGCGAGCUCGAGCAUGCUUCAGAGAGCUGAAAGGUUGGAGCAAGAAGCUAAGGCGCUUCGCGCGGACUCCGACGUGAUCCAACAGGUGAUGGUGCAGAACGUCGUGGUCGCGAGGCGUGGUCGCGACGAAACCGUGGAGUCGCUGUUGCGGUCACUCACGAGCGAUCGCGAGGCAUUCUCAGAUCUUGCAGAAACCGUCGCUGACACGUCAGAGCGCGGUCACGCCGAGUUUGUGUCCAAGCACGUCGAUGAUCUGGGCGCGAUCAGAAAGGAGUUCACAAACCAACUAACCACCGCAAUCAAACCCGAUUUGCGCACCGGCACGACUCCGGCGCGAGAGCACGCGCGAGUGAUGCUCGCAGAGCCCGUCACUCCGAGUGCGUUCACCUUUAACCGCGAUGAAGCCCUCUCGCGCCGGACGAACGUCGACGCCAAGCGCUCGCGUCCGCCCCUCUCACCGAUCGGCGGCUCGCGCUUGAACUAG